CCGCCGGUGCCCUCGGAGCCCCGGCCCUCCCACCGCCGUAUAAAGCCCGGGGCGGGCGGCAGCGCCCAUCGCUCCUGCCCGCCGCGGAGGAGGAGGAGCAGCAGCGGUACCGCGCCGCGGCGGCCCCCAGGCACCGCUUUCCCUUCUGGUUUUCCACGCCCGCCCCUCUCCCCCCGCUGUCGGGGGCUGGUGGCGCGGGCAGGCCGGCGGGUGCGGAGGGGGAAGAUGGCGAGGAGCGGCGCCCGGUGGCCGCGCCUCCUCCUGCCGCCGCCGCCGCUGCUGCUGCUGCUGCUGGCCCUGGCGCUGCGGGCGGCGGCGGAGCGGCGCCCCGGCCCCGCAGAUAAACUACUAGUCUUUACUGUAGCAACUAAAGAAACCGACGGCUUUCACCGUUUCAUGCAAACUGCAAAGCACUUCAACUACACAGUGAAGGUUCUUGGAAAAGGUGAAGAGUGGAAAGGUGGUGAGCUGCCUAACUCUAUUGGUGGAGGGCAGAAAGUUCGAUUGCUGAAAGAAGGCAUAGAAAGCUAUGCCGAUCAAGAGGACUUGGUUGUAUUGUUUGUUGAAUGCUAUGAUGUUAUCUUUGCUGGGGGCCCUGAAGAGCUCCUAAAGAAAUUUCAGGAAACUAAUCAUAAAGUGGUGUUUGCAGCAGAUGGACUAAUUUGGCCGGAUAAAAGGCUAGCUGACAAGUAUCCUGUUGUCCGGAGUGGAAAACGAUUCCUGAACUCAGGAGGAUUUAUUGGUUAUGCUCCAUAUAUAAAUCGUAUUGUGCAGCAAUGGAAUCUGCAGGAUAAUGAUGAUGACCAGCUGUUUUACACCAAAAUCUAUGUUGACCCAUUGGCAAGGGAACGCAUUAACAUUACUUUGGACCACAAAUGUACAAUUUUCCAGACCCUAAAUGGAGCUGUUGAUGAAGUCCUUUUGAAAUUUGAAGAAGGAAAAGUAAGAGCAAGGAAUUCAGUGUAUGACACACUACCAGUCACCAUUCAUGGAAAUGGUCCAACUAAAAUUCACUUGAAUUAUUUGGGAAACUAUAUUCCUAAUGCUUGGACACGGGAAACUGGUUGCAGUGUUUGUGAUUUAGACUUGUUAGACCUGUCAACAUUAACGGAAUAUCCAAGAGUAAAAAUUGGUGUUUUCAUUGAACAACCAACUCCUUUCCUACCUAAAUUUUUAGACAGACUGUUGACUCUGGACUACCCACGGGAGGCACUCAGUAUCUUCGUUCAUAAUAAUGAGGUUUACCAUGAAAAGCACAUCAAGAAAUUCUGGGAAAAAGCCAAGAAUAUUAUCAAAAAUAUAAAAAUUGUUGGACCUGAAGAAAAUCUGAGUCAAGCAGAGGCCCGAAACAUGGGAAUGGACCUUUGUCGCCAGGAUAAAGCAUGUGAAUAUUACUUAAACAUAGAUGCAGAUGUUGUGCUGACAAACCCAAAAACUUUAAGAAUACUGAUAGAACAGAACAGAAAGAUAAUUGCUCCACUCGUAACUCGUCACGGGAAGCUUUGGUCCAAUUUCUGGGGUGCUUUGAGCCCAGAUGGCUACUAUGCCCGAUCAGAAGAUUAUGUUGAUAUUGUCCAAGGGAACAGAGUAGGAGUAUGGAAUAUCCCUUACAUGGCUAAUAUAUACUUAAUUAAGGGACAAACUCUCAGAUCAGAGAUGAAAGAAAAGAACUACUUCAUGCGUGAUAAGUUGGAUCCUGAUAUGGCACUCUGCAGGAAUGCCAGGGAAAUGACUUUACAAAGGGAAAAAGACUCCCCUUCUUCGGAAACAUUCCAUAUGCUCAGACCCCCAAAGGGUGUUUUCAUGUACAUUACCAACAGACAUGAAUUUGGAAGACUUCUUUCUACAGCCAAUUACAAUACUUCCCACUACAACAAUGACCUCUGGCAGAUAUUUGAAAAUCCUGUGGACUGGAAGGAAACUUAUAUAAAUCCAAACUACUCAAAGAUCUUCACUGAUAAUAUAGUAGAACAGCCAUGUCCAGAUGUGUUUUGGUUUCCCAUAUUUUCUGACGCUGCCUGUGACGAACUGGUAGAAGAAAUGGAACAUUUUGGACAAUGGUCUGGUGGAAAACACCAGGACAGCCGUAUUUCUGGAGGUUAUGAAAAUGUCCCAACUGAUGAUAUUCAUAUGAAGCAAAUCGGACUGGAUAAUGAAUGGCUGCAUUUCAUAAGGGAGUUCAUUGCACCAGUAACGCUGAAAGUGUUUGCUGGCUAUUAUACCAAGGGGUAUGCUUUACUGAAUUUUGUUGUGAAAUACAGCCCUGACAGACAACGGUCACUCAGACCUCAUCAUGAUUCCUCCACGUUCACAAUCAACAUUGCUCUCAACAAAGUAGGAGAGGACUUUCAAGGAGGUGGAUGCAAAUUUAUUAGGUACAACUGCUCCAUUGAGUCUCCCAGGAAAGGAUGGAGUUUCAUGCACCCGGGAAGACUUACACAUUUACACGAAGGACUUCCUAUCUUGAAUGGCACAAGAUACAUUGCAGUAUCAUUUAUUGAUCCUUAAUUUUAUUUUUUUUUCCCCUCUUCAACAGCAGUGUUCUUUACACAAACAUUUAUUUAUAGAUUUCUUCUGGAAGAUGGUGAUAAAAGAAACUUUAAGUUCUUGUACCUACGCAACAAAGGUACUUUGGGGAAAAAGAAUGAAAAACAGAAAAUGUUCUGAUAUUGUUGAAGAUUUCUCGAUAUCUGCUCUGAGCCUUCAGUCACAAAUAAACGUGUCCUGCUUGUUUUUCCAUUCUGCUGACCUAAAGAGUAGGUAAGGAGGGCAAAUGGAAAAGCACAGUGAAUCCAUGUCUUCGUUGAGAAAAAAACAAACCCAAACAACUCUAGAUACAAAAUCAUCGGAAAAAAUUGUUGUGGUUUUCGUUCAGUAAAGCGACACAGCUAAAGUUUGUGUGGUCUGUAUAUUUGGUACCAAGCAGUGAAAAAUCACAACAUAAAAACAAAAUGAAGUGCAUCUUGUUUACAGUUGUUUCGGAUAAGCAAUAAUUGCAUAUGCCGGUAUAUACUGAAGGGAAAAUAUCCCCGUAGCCUGUUUCCUUAAUUCAUUUUCAAUACUGAAAUGUACACCUUUAGAAGAAAAAAUAAAUUAAUUGCAGAGAUAGAACAAGGAUUAAAUCAUUUAUCCAGGGGAAAAAAUGGUUUAUCAUUUGUUUUUGAGAACUCAUCCUGUUGAAAACUUACUUUUCUUCAGCAAGUGACCUUCAUUUAAAGUGAGUUAUUUUUCUAAGUGUGUAAUUGCACCCAAUUGAUACUGGAAAUUUGAUGUUUAUUUUCAGAAUGCUGGUAAAUUGUAAUAAUAGGAUGUUUUGUAGAGACAAUUUUCUACUCUUAAAAUUACUUGAAUUUUGUAUCAGGAAGAUGAAAUGGUGGCAGUCUCUCUUUAAAGCUAAGGGUCUUAACUUGACAUUUAUUUUAAAGAAAUUGGUUUAAAAUAUUCCUACUGUAUCUACUGUUUGUAAUUUAAAGAAACUUGAAGCUGUCUCAAAGUCUACAGUGCCAAAAUGCACAACAUGUUGGAAAAACUUGUGAAAAAUAAAGGGUAAUUUUAAAUUAAUGUAACAGCUGUUACUUGACUGUAUUAGAUAGUUUCUUUGCAUUUGCCACUGUUUUACAGAAACUGGACUUACUGACAAGUAUUUUCUAACGAUCUGUAGAUACAUUUAGAUGGGAGGUUUCUCUAAGUGUAGGGUUUUGGUUUAUUUACUACUGAAAUUAUUUCUUAUGUGUGUUGGUGCCUGUGUACCAAGCCUUGCAUUACAUUUUCAGACCAACCCCAGCAGGAGUGAUAAUUCUUGGUAUUGUUUUUAUAUAGAGGCUAUUUGAUGAUCUAAACAGUAUUUACUUUUUACCUGUGAAUCUUUGAAGAAGUUUUAUAUCACAUUUCCCAGACAGAAACUUUAUUUGCAGCUGACAGGACUUGGAGAGGGUUUCAAAGAUUUUUCGUUUACUGAAUAUAAGCAUGUCUGCUUAUUUCCAUGCUCUGCAUUUUUCUGUACUUAAAGUUAUGCUGAAGCAAAUACAUCAAAGUGAGGUAACCUCAAAAAUGUAUUAAAAUGGGCUGGCUUGAAAAGGAA
Molecule: messenger RNA, 4081 nt
Organism: Pipra filicauda (Wire-tailed manakin)
Lineage: Eukaryota; Metazoa; Chordata; Aves; Passeriformes; Pipridae
Gene: PLOD2
Product: procollagen-lysine,2-oxoglutarate 5-dioxygenase 2
Exons: 20
Coding region: 226-2508 (760 amino acids)
Biological process (GO): peptidyl-lysine hydroxylation
Cellular component (GO): endoplasmic reticulum
Molecular function (GO): iron ion binding; procollagen-lysine 5-dioxygenase activity; L-ascorbic acid binding
Source: RefSeq, a predicted model, not a curated record